Messenger RNA from Kuraishia capsulata CBS 1993, 906 nucleotides. RefSeq lists its product as uncharacterized. NCBI's taxonomy places the organism in Eukaryota, Fungi, Ascomycota, Pichiomycetes, Pichiales, Pichiaceae. The record is from RefSeq and is a predicted model, not a curated record. Bases 1 to 906 code for a protein of 301 amino acids. The transcript has a single exon.
AUGCAAACUUCAAUCAUUUUAUCUUGUCUCUUUGCCCUCUCGGCCAUGGCAUUACCAACUCCUCAGGAACAUGUUCAUCACAAACACUCCAAGAGAUCCAACACAUGUGCUUUUCCUACAGACAAGGAUCUCGUUGAAAUUACCCCAAAGUCUGACAACGCUGGCUGGGCCAUGUCGCCUGAUCAAUCAUGUUCUUCUGGAACCUGGUGCCCAUUUGCAUGUCCUCCAGGUCAACUUAUGAACCAGUGGGACUCUUCUGUGACUUCCUACAGUUACCCCGGAUCCCAGCAUGGAGGUCUCUACUGUAACGACGAUGGUGAACUUGAAGUUCCAUACUCCGAUAGAGACUACUGUGUUGAUGGAAAGAAGACUGUCUCUGUCAAGAACACUGCAGGCGAUGAGGUUGCUUUCUGUCAGACUGUUUUGCCAGGUAACGAGGCUAUGUUGAUCCCAACAUCAGUUAAAGCUGGCGACUCUCAGGUUUUGGCUGUUCCCGGAACCGAUUAUUGGGCUUCUACUUCGGCACACUAUUACGUGAACCCUCCAGGUGUUUCAACUGAUGACGGGUGUGUCUGGGGUUCCACUGCUAACCCAUACGGUAACUGGUCACCAUAUGUUGCCGGUAUGAACAUGGAUGACAGCGGAAACACCUACGUCAAGGUUGGCUGGAACCCAGUUUACUUCGAGGAUUCUUCUCCUUUCAAGGACCAAAAUCCAUCAUUUGGUCUCAAGGUUACUUGUGACGAUGAAUCUAAGUGUAACGGUGGUUCAUGUACAAUCAACCCAAAGACUGUUGGUCUAAAUAAGGUCAAGUCCGAUUCCGCUGGUGAAAGUCUUGAUGCAGCAUAUUGUGUGAUCACUGCCAGUGACUACGGUUCUGCUACCAUCGAGGUGUUUGAUUUAUGA